UAGCAUCGGGUUUUACCACCACCCAGCCGGCUGGCAAUCAUUUAGCAGUCAACGAGGAGGCGAAGUACGGAAAAUAAGUAUGGCUUGUAGGGCGCUGGGACUUUUACGAAUUUAUCCUCAUCUGGUUUCUUCGAUCCGAGGAAGCUCAGUGAGGACAUUCUCACUUUCAAGCAUGCGUCAAUUGAAACACCUAAAGUACGAUGUCAAGGAAGGCGUCGCCGUCAUUCGAUUCGACUCGCCCAACUCGAAGGUGAAUUCGCUAAAUGCCGAAGUCAUGGAGGAUGUGAAAUCCAUCCUAGACGACUUCACGAACAACGGUUCGGUGUCCAGCGGUGUACUCAUCUCCUCGAAGCCUGGCUGCUUCAUCGCCGGAGCAGAUAUCUUGAUGCUGGACAAAUGCAAGACUGCAGCGGAAGCUGCUCGUCUCUCCCGCGAGGCCCAGGAAUUGGUCCAAAAGCUGGAGGACAGCCGCAAGCCUAUCGUUGCAGCCAUCAUGGGUUCGUGCCUCGGAGGCGGCCUGGAGGUUGCGAUGGCCUGCCAGUACCGGAUAGCAGUCAAGGACCGGAAAACGGUCCUCGGUCUUCCCGAGGUUAUGCUCGGAAUCUUGCCCGGGGCUGGCGGCACUCAGCGUCUCCCAAAGCUUGUCCAGCUUCCAACGGCGUUGGAUAUGAUGCUUACUGGCCGAAACGUACGUGCAGACCGGGCCAAAAAGAUUGGACUUGUCGAUCAAACAGUGGAGCCCUUGGGCCCCGGAAUAAAACCCAUCGAGGAACGGAUGAUCGAAUACCUCGAAGAAGUUGCGAUUCAGGCCGCCAAAGGCCUUGCUGAUGGAUCACUGAAGCCGAACCGAACACGUCCCCUGAUGGAACGUUUAAUGAACAAGGCCCUGCAGUACGAACUGGUGCGGAACAUGGUGUUUGACAAGGCAAAGAAUCAGGUGAUGAAGAUGACGCAGGGACUGUACCCAGCUCCGCUAAAAAUCCUCGAGGUUGUCAAGACUGGCGUAGUGAAGGGCCCCAAGUUUGGCUACGAAGCCGAGCAUUCGGGCUUUGGCGAACUCUGCAUCACCCCGCAGUCCAAGGGGCUUAUGGGUCUCUACUUCGGUCAGGUUACCUGCAAGAAGAAUCGCUUCGGACAGCCCCAGAAUGAAGUCAAGAGAGUGGGCAUCCUCGGAGCUGGCCUCAUGGGUGCCGGAAUCGCGCAAGUCUCGGUGGACAAAGGCUGGAGCGUGGUGCUCAAGGACACUGCCGAGAAGGGACUGACACGGGGCGAGCAGCAAGUUCGCAAGGGCCUGGACGAAGGCGUCAAGAAGAAGCGCUUAUCCGCCUAUGAGCGAGAUCUGUACAUGUCGGCGCUCGAGCCCACGCUCAAAUACGACCACUUCAAGUCGACCGACAUUGUCAUUGAAGCCGUGUUUGAGGACCUCGCCAUCAAGCACGCCGUGCUGAAAGAAGUGGAGGAGGUCAUUCCGGCACACUGCGUCUUUGCGUCCAACACCUCCGCGCUGCCCAUCUCCAAGAUUGCGCAGGCUAGCAAAAGACCCGAAAAGGUGGUGGGCAUGCACUACUUCUCCCCCGUCGACAAGAUGCAGCUGCUGGAGGUGAUCACCCACGAGAAGACUUCGCAGGACACCGCAGCCACUGCCGUUGCUGUGGGACUCAAACAGGGCAAGGUGGUCAUCACGGUCAAGGAUGCGCCCGGCUUCUACACCACGCGCAUCCUGGCGGCCAUGUUGGCUGAAGCCAUCAGGCUUCUGCAGGAGGGAGUCACAGUCAAGGAGCUGGACUCCUUGACCAAGAAAUUUGGCUUCCCCGUCGGCGCGGCCACGCUGGUCGACGAAGUGGGCAUCGAUGUCGCCGAGCACAUUGCUGAGUACCUGGGCAAGGAGUUUGGCAGCCGCUUCCAGGGCGGCAACCCGCAAAUUCUCAAGGACAUGGUUGCGGCAGGAUUUCUGGGACGCAAGUCUGGCAAGGGCUGCUACAUCUACAAGCCUGGUGUCAAGGACCGACCCAUCAACGCCGAGGCAGAAAGCAUGCUCAAGAACUAUGCACUGCCAAAGAAGCUCGACAACACGGUAGAAGAGCUCCAGUUCCGGCUAGCGAGCCGAUUCAUCAACGAAGCCGUUCUCUGCCUGCAGGAAGGUGUUCUAGCCAACCCGGUUGAGGGAGACAUUGGUGCCGUGUUCGGCCUCGGCUUCCCACCGUUCCUGGGCGGUCCGUUUCACUUCAUCGACACGUACGGCGCGGACAGGCUCUGCCAGUGGAUGGACAAGUUCACGCAAACGUUCGGACCAGAGUUCCAGCCCUGUCAACUUCUAAGGGACCACGCAAAUGACACUGCCAAGAAGUUCCACGCCAGAAACAAGCAGAAAUAGAGUAACACCUUCCUUCAUCAUCACCGUCAGACGGUCACCGCUGCGGCGUUACUAGUUUUCGAUUGUGUACGCAGUGAUUUGCUUAGAGGACUGCCAUGUGGAAUGAUGUAAAUAUCGAUUCUAGGGGAAGAAGCAUGUCUUUUUUUAUAGAGUGUAUUUUUCUUGAAAUUGCUGUUUCUUCUGUCAUGUGUCCUUUUAUACGGGGAGCCCAGCCAAUAAAAACACACACACAUCAACUGUUAACAAAA
This is a messenger RNA of Rhipicephalus sanguineus (brown dog tick), 2622 nucleotides long. RefSeq names its product trifunctional enzyme subunit alpha, mitochondrial (gene Mtpalpha). The transcript has 17 exons. Gene Ontology annotation, molecular function: enoyl-CoA hydratase activity; NAD+ binding; long-chain (3S)-3-hydroxyacyl-CoA dehydrogenase (NAD+) activity. Gene Ontology annotation, biological process: fatty acid beta-oxidation. Gene Ontology annotation, cellular component: mitochondrial fatty acid beta-oxidation multienzyme complex; mitochondrion. The record is from RefSeq and is a predicted model, not a curated record. Lineage: Eukaryota; Metazoa; Arthropoda; Arachnida; Ixodida; Ixodidae. Bases 80 to 2374 code for a protein of 764 amino acids.